CGAUUCCUGCUUUCUGAUUUUAAUACACAGGGGCUUUUUCUCUCCUGCAGUUGUCGCAAGUUCCAGUUACUUUAAUUCUCGCGUCCACAUUUCGAUAUCCGUGUCUCCGCCGCUCUCAAGACCCAGCACCAUCAACGCCAACUUUAUUGUCGCUACGCCCAAUCACAAACACGCUCCGUCCAUUGACAAUGGCACCGCAGCCCACUGUCCUAGUCCUCGGAGGAGUUGGCUUCAUCGGCCGAAACUUUGUCGCACAUCUUGUCGAGAACGGUCUUGCGGCGGAAAUCCGUGUCAUUGACAAGGCCCUCCCUCAAACUGCGUACCUCAACAAGCGCUUCCAGGCUGCAUUUAAGGAAGUAGAAUUCAUGCAGAACGAUCUCUCGAGCACAAUCCCUCCCGAAAAGUUUGAAAAGAUCUACACGCGAUCCGAUGGAUCCUCGUUCGACUACGUGAUCAACUUCGCAGCCGAGACCAAAUUUUCGCAGCAUGCGGACAUCUAUGAAGAUCGAAUCUACAAGUUGUCCCUCAACUGCGCAGAGGAGGCUGUCAAGAGGAAGGUCAAAGUCUUUGUGCAGUUGUCUACGGGAGACAUCUACGAGAGCAAUGGGACCGCAAGUAAAGAGGAUUCAAAGACAAAGCCAUGGAACGUUUUGGCUCAGUACAAGUUAAAGGUGGACAAGGCACUGCAGGAUAUGCCGGGAUUGAAUUUGGUGAUCCUGCGCCCUGCGGUCGUCUAUGGUAUUGGAGCGAUGGGAGGCCUCACACCGCGUUUGAUCUGCGGCCGCGUGUAUCAGCACACGAAAGAGAAGAUGGAAUUCUUGUGGACAGAGGACCUGAGGCUCAACACCGUGCACGUUGAGGACGUCAUACGCGCAGUUUGGCACACCGCUAACUGGUAUGUGAGCUCGGAUAACCCCAACCAUGGCGCACCCGUCAUCUUCAACCUCGCCGACGAGAACGACACGAAUCAAGAGGCAAUCAAUACACACAUAAGGUCCAUCUUUGGUAUCGAAACUGGAUUCAAGGGAGCUGUCUUUUCGAGCGUCGCCUCUACGUAUGACAUGAAGGAGGUCACCGACGAGACGAAUGAUAUGCACUUGCAGCCAUGGUCCGAUUUGCUUAAAGCCCAUCAGAUCAAGGCCUCUCCAUUGACGCCGUAUCUGGAUCAAGAACUGCUUUGCAAUAAUGAACUCUCGCUCGACGGCACAAAGAUCUGUACUACAACAGGAUUCAAGUACGAGCAUCCAAAGGUGACAACGGAGAGUCUUCGCGAAAUCAUCACGGAUUUUCAGGAGAUGGGUAUCUGGCCAAAGGACUAGCGAUUUUUUUUUCUUUGGGGCAAGGAGGCA
Messenger RNA from Gamsiella multidivaricata, 1349 nucleotides. RefSeq lists its product as uncharacterized. The transcript has 8 exons. NCBI's taxonomy places the organism in Eukaryota, Fungi, Mortierellomycota, Mortierellomycetes, Mortierellales, Mortierellaceae. The coding region runs from base 189 to 1319 and encodes 376 amino acids. The record is from RefSeq and is a predicted model, not a curated record.